CUCUUGAAAAAUCUAUUGCCUCUCAGCUAGGGUUUUUUUAUUUUUAUUUCUUUAACUCGAUUUUUCCCUCUCUCUCUCUCUCUCUCUCUCUCUCUGCGCGAGACGAUAUUUGAAGCGAGUAGGAGAGCAAUUGGUGGUUUUGACUAGGUGAGUUCCUUAGCCAUUGUGAUUUUGGUUGUGGCUUCCGGACUGGUUCGUCUGUGCAUUCCUUAUCCCCCAUUAUGAGUCCGGACAGCAGCAGGAGCCCUCCGCGAACACGGCGGUUUCGUAGCAGUGAACGUAUGUCAUACCGUGAUGCACCAUACAAAAGGGAUCGGCGGAGUUAUAGGCAGGACAAUCUGUGCAAGAACUGCAAGCGACCUGGUCAUUAUGCCAGAGACUGUCCGAAUGUACCCGUCUGUAACAACUGCGCACUUCCUGGGCACAUUGCAUCUGAAUGCACCGGGAAGACCAUGUGCUGGAACUGUAAGGAGCCUGGACAUAUGGCAAGCCAGUGCAACAAUGAGCCCAUCUGUCACAUGUGCGGGAAGAUGGGCCACCUUGCCCGCGAGUGCUCAGGAUCUGGCCUAGCCCCGUUUGACACCAGGAUCUGCAACAACUGCUACAAGCAGGGCCACAUUGCUGCCGAUUGCACCAACGACAAGGCAUGCAACAACUGCCGCGAGCCUGGUCACCUGGCCCGAGAUUGCCCCAACGAUCCAGUAUGUAAUGUCUGCAAUGUGUCGGGCCACGUGGCCCGCCAGUGUCCCAAGUCUAACCUGGCAUCAGAGAUUGCUGGCGGGCCCUUCCGCGACAUCAUCUGCCGCAUGUGCAACCAACCAGGUCACAUCAGCCGGGAUUGUGUAAGCAUUGUCAUCUGCAACAACUGUGGCGGCCGUGGUCACCUCGCUUACGAGUGCCCAUCGGGCCGGAUGCUUGAGCGUGGGUUCCGCAGGUACUGACAUGCACUGUCAUGUUUUAUUGCACCUAUACAGGAGGUAAGAUGGUUAGAUAUGGACAGUUUUGAGCCUUGUGAAUUUCAAUGGUCGAGCAGAUUAAUUCUCUACCGGGGAGAUCUUAUGGUUUUCAGAAGCGUUUGGGAUGCUGUUUUAGUUGUAUUUGGUCCUUCCUAUUGGUGCCACUGCACAACCUUCGUUCCUAAGGUGUCCAAUUUGUAUUUCAAAUUUUGUUUCCGGUGAGAUGUGGGAAGAUGCUGGGAUGGUGUUGUUUUAUAAUUACUUUGGCCAUGAUGAUCCCGACCUUUCA
Messenger RNA from Magnolia sinica, 1245 nucleotides. Its product is annotated as zinc finger protein GIS2-like. Gene Ontology annotation, molecular function: zinc ion binding; nucleic acid binding. The coding region runs from base 222 to 941 and encodes 239 amino acids. The transcript has 4 exons. Lineage: Eukaryota; Viridiplantae; Streptophyta; Magnoliopsida; Magnoliales; Magnoliaceae. The record is from RefSeq and is a predicted model, not a curated record.